Eutrema salsugineum is the source of this 737-nucleotide messenger RNA. RefSeq lists its product as uncharacterized. The coding region runs from base 130 to 573 and encodes 147 amino acids. The record is from RefSeq and is a predicted model, not a curated record. The transcript is spliced from 4 exons. NCBI's taxonomy places the organism in Eukaryota, Viridiplantae, Streptophyta, Magnoliopsida, Brassicales, Brassicaceae. Gene Ontology annotation, biological process: retrograde vesicle-mediated transport, Golgi to endoplasmic reticulum; intra-Golgi vesicle-mediated transport; intracellular protein transport. Gene Ontology annotation, cellular component: COPI vesicle coat.
UAGUUAAAAAAACAAAAACAAAAAAAAGUAAAAGAGAAGCGAAUCUGAAGUCAAGAAGCAAUAAAAACUAAAAAGGCGAAGAAAGGCUAAAAGGAAUCGCAGAAAGAAAUAAUUUUGCAGAGGAAGAUCAUGAUCCUAGCAGUGUUGUUCGCCAAUUCCGUAGGGAACGUAUUGAUCGAAAGGUUCAAUGGAGUGCCAGCUGAGGAACGGCUGACCUGGCGAUCUUUCUUGGUAAAGUUGGGAGCAGAGAAUCUCAAAGGUGUUAAAAACGAGGAGCUCCUCGUCGCUUGCCACAAGUCGGUUUAUAUCGUGUACACAAUGUUAGGGGAUGUUAGCAUCUUCCUUGUUGGCAAAGACGAGUACGAUGAACUUGCUUUGGCAGAAGCCAUCUUUAUCAUAACAGGGGCUGUGAAAGACAUAUGCGGAAAACCUCCAACAGAGCGAGUGUUUUUGGAUAAAUAUGGAAGGAUUUGUUUGUGUCUUGAUGAAAUCGUUUGGAACGGACUUCUGGAGAAUACCGACAAAGACAGGAUCAAGCGGCUCAUUAGAUUGAAACCUCCUUCUGAGUUUUGAUUUGGUCCAACCAAACCACACAUUCUUCUUCUAGUCUUUAUACUACAUUUCUCACUCCCCAGGGAAUAUGUUGUUUGUUGAAUCAUUUCUCUCUAUCAUAUAUUCAAGUAUCAUCUACUGCUAUUGUUCCAUUGGACUGAAGCAGUUUGGUGUGGUGAUUGUUA